Molecule: messenger RNA, 3372 nt
Organism: Eleginops maclovinus (Patagonian blennie)
Lineage: Eukaryota; Metazoa; Chordata; Actinopteri; Perciformes; Eleginopidae
Gene: chic2
Product: cysteine-rich hydrophobic domain 2
Exons: 6
Coding region: 192-704 (170 amino acids)
Source: RefSeq, a predicted model, not a curated record
CUGCGGCGGAUGUUGAUGUUUUGUUUCGGAGCUGAACGAUGUGAACUGUAUCGUCUCCGGGACGGGUGGAUAUUUCUGUGCGGUUGUCUUCACGGUUCUCUGUGUACUCUUUUAACGGUAGCGUUUCACUGUUCGUAGGCAUCGUGUCUGUCCCGGUGUCUGUCCCGGGAAGCGCGAGGCCGAGUUGUGCGAUGAUGGAGGACUUUGACGAGAUAUACGAAGAGGAGGAGGAGGAAGAAGAGGACGAGGACAGGGCCGCGGAGGAGCAGCUCCUCAAGUAUGCUCCGGACCCGGUGGUGGUGCGAGGGUCCGGCCACGUCACUGUGUUUGGACUUAGCAACAAAUUUGAGUCAGAAUUUCCUUCAGCACUUACAGGAAAGGUGGCACCAGAGGAAUUCAAAGCCAGUAUCAACCGUGUGAACGGCUGCCUGAGAAAGACACUGCCGGUGAAUGUGCGGUGGCUCCUGUGUGGCUGCCUCUGCUGCUGUUGCACAUUGGGCUUCAGUUUGUGGCCGGUCAUCUGCCUCAGCAAGAGGACAAGAAGGUCUUUAGAGAAACUUCUGGAGUGGGAGAACAGCAGACUUUACCACAAGUUGUGUUUGCAUUGGAUACUAAGCAAAAGGAAGUGUGAAACAAACAACAUGAUGGAAUAUGUAAUCUUAAUAGAAUUCCUACCUAAGAUCCCCAUCUUCAGACCGGACUAGCCCGACUGUGGCGGAUCUUCAACGUCCACCGCUGCCCAGAUCCGUCAUAGAACUACAAUGGCUGCCAAGCUCCUGAAGAAUUCCCUAAUAUUUAUGUUUACAGGGUAGCAUCGAUUUCCCUCUUCUCUUUUACCCGUUUCCUCGCACAUAACUUCUCUUUACCCUUGUUUACAAAUCCAGCAUCCCAACACUUGUUAAUGGAGUGCAUUCACCAAUAAAUCACGACUUACCGAGCAAGCUGGCACAUUGUUAAGCCACGCUAGCCAGCACCAGCCUGGGGAUGUCAGGGGAGAACCAGCUAUGGGCAGCAUUAUGGAUAUAUGGAGCUGGGAGACUGGACUCCUAAAUUGAGUUUUCUGAGCUAUGACUGGAAUUGUGGCCGUUGUAUGUUCCCUAAACUAAGCACAUGGCACAGUCAGACCAUGAGAACUCGUUCACGUUACCAACUGUCUCAUCGCCAACUUCACCUGCAAAAAAUACACCCCAGUGCUUUUGUAAGAGUUGUUUUGGUGCUCUAGAUCAUUAUUUAAGGCUGCGGAUGCAACAUGACGCAGCACUUUAAAGAAACCUUCAUCCAAAUCAACUCUGUAGCGGACUGCCUAGUCUUACAGGAGCAUGCUGGGCUCUAAAAUGUCACUCCUAUUCUCCACUACCAGACAUCCUCUCGCCUCCUUUCAUGUAUCUGCAUCACCCCUAAGUGACAAUCACACAGUCUGACUGUGUUCUCCGUGGUAUGAAUGGGUCUUUAAGCUGAACAGAUUACCUGAAACAACUUGUCUUUGACAUUAUGUGUGUCCAGGUGAUGGGCUGGCUGCCUAGCAACUGCUUCUAUAGAGCAGUGGAACAAGUAAGCUGGAAGAAAGCCACUAGUGAAGAAGAGACACUUUUUUUGCUUUCUUUUUUUUUAACAUCCAAGUUUUGUUUACUUAAAUAGUGAAAGAGAGCAGGCCAAUGCUUGCAAAACUUUUCACUGUUAUGUGUGUGUCUUUGCGAGAGAGAAACAAGCAAAAAAGAGACAAAUCAGACAUUAAGAGAGACUAUACUCUUUGAUGCUAUUGUUUGCCAUAACAAAUCUUUGUUGCGUUUCUUGUAAUUUAUGAAUGCUCGAGUGGGCAUUUAAUCUGUGCAUUUAUGAUAUGGACCUGUUUUGUUUUUUGAUAACAUAUGCCAUUGUUUUCUUUUUGUCUUUAUGGUCACAUGUCAACACUAAAGCACACAAUGGGUCCUUAACACCUCCACAUGGCUUCUCUUCCUUAUCUGCUGACCUUCGCUUACCUUUAUGAAUGCUCAAGUUAAGGAUGUGGCUCUUCUGAGAAAUAUCAUUUGUUAAGAUACUAUCUGACUAAUACAGAGGUCUGGGGUUACCAUAGGUGUUAGGUAAUAUAAGGGUUCUGUAUCAUGAAGCAGGAUUACUUAAAUUAGCUUGAUAAUUGUGCUGACUGUCACCAGACUAAUUCAAAGUCAGGAAUAUCGAUAUAAAGCUGCAGCACUAAUCAGUGUUUUCAUAUUCAAAAGGAAAAUGGCAGCGUUUUCCAGCAGCAGGUAGAUGUUUUCACAGAAAAGGUUGUGAUAAACCCAGUGUACAUUUCCUGCUCAGGAGCACACAACAGACAGACAGAGGUAGCCACAAGCUGGUGAAAACUGUAGAGUGUUUAGCAACUGAAGAGCCAGAUAUUUCCCUCAGGAGUUAGUGACCAAAACAGAGAUAAGAGGACUCAUAUUUAGCUUUGUUUCAUCAUUUGGCUGCAAACACGUAUCCAAAUGAAUGUUCAUGUUGCUUUUUUUUAUUAGUCAUUUAUCUAGCAUCUCAUUUGUCUUGCAAUCAGUCUUUGUGAAAAAGGCCUAAAACUAAUUUUAAACCUUUCCACAUGUUAUGUAUCAUAAAGCACAUCUGAGUUUAAUGAAACGUACAGCUAUUUCUCCAUAAAGGAGAUGGCGUAGAUUAAACGUUUCCCACUCGACACACCUCAUGAUUUAUUAAAACAUCCACAGACUGAGAUUGAAAAAGGCCACUUUGUUUUUGGUCACACAGCUCCAGUGAUUGUAUGGGUCACUCUCAGGGGAUUAUACUUAUAAUAACAAAAUGUAUUAUUGGAAAAUCCUACUGUCGGGUUUGUUCCAGAGUUACACUACGGGCUCAUGUACAAUAUACAGAUCACACAGUACUUGAAUAAUCAUGAACAUUGGGCGUUUGUUGUGAAAAAUACCCCUUAAAGUUAAAGAAAAAUAACCUUUCUGUGGUCUUCCUGUUCGAUAGUAAAGGAAGCACAUACUCCAUGGACCCACAAAGUGCAGACAUUGUGUUGGUUUAUAUGUUUAAAAACACAAACAUUUACACUAUUACCCCUGGGUAAUGAAGUGAUUUCAUCAGUCACUUUUCUAUAUUUCUGAUUGUGGUAUGUUCUAUAUGAAUCAAGGCAUAAGGCCAUAUGCAGAUAUUUGUGUGUGUGCGCGCGUAUGUGUGUAUGCUGAUUCAAAUGUUCUUCGUAGAUCUCAGACUGUGAUUGGAUCCUGCACAGAAAAAGAGUCCUUUUUUAUAUAACCCUGAGUGGUCUGUGUGUGUGAUUGUGUGUACGAGGGAGAGAAAGAUAUAUGUACAUAUGACUCAUGAGCAGGUGUGCAGAUGUACAGUAAUAAACUACCAAUAAACAAGGCUAUGGGCAUCCAA